AUGGCUCGUCAAUUUUUCGUCGGUGGUAACUUCAAGAUGAACGGUACCAAGGAGUCGAUCACUAAGAUCAUUGACAACUUGAACAAGGCUGACUUGCCAAAGGAUGUUCAAGUCGUUAUUGCUCCUCCAGCUCCAUACCUCUCUUUAGCUGUUGCUGAGAACAAGCAAUCCACUGUUGCUGUUGCUGCUCAAAACGUUUUCAACAAGGCCUCUGGUGCUUACACUGGUGAAAUCUCGCCAGAACAAUUGAAGGACUUGGGUGCCACCUGGACUUUGACUGGUCACUCUGAGAGAAGAACCAUCAUCAAGGAAUCCGAUGAAUUCAUUGCCGAAAAAACCAAGUUUGCUUUGGACUCUGGUGUCAGCGUGAUUUUGUGUAUUGGUGAGACCUUGGAAGAAAGAAAGGCCGGCAUCACCAUUGAUGUUUGCGCUAGACAAUUGGACGCCGUUUCCAAGAUUGUUUCCGACUGGACUAACAUUGUUGUUGCCUACGAACCAGUCUGGGCUAUUGGUACUGGUUUGGCCGCUACCCCACAAGAUGCUCAAGACACCCACAAGGAAAUUAGAGCUCACUUGGCCAAGACCAUUGGUGCUGAGCAGGCUGAAAAGGUCAGAAUUUUGUACGGUGGUUCUGUCAACGGCAAGAACGCUCCAGAGUUCAAGGACAAGGUUGAUGUUGACGGUUUCUUGGUUGGUGGUGCUUCGUUGAAGCCAGAGUUCGUGGACAUCAUCAAGUCCAGAUUGUAA
Molecule: messenger RNA, 747 nt
Organism: Clavispora lusitaniae ATCC 42720
Lineage: Eukaryota; Fungi; Ascomycota; Pichiomycetes; Serinales; Metschnikowiaceae
Gene: TPI1
Product: triose-phosphate isomerase
Biological process (GO): glyceraldehyde-3-phosphate biosynthetic process; gluconeogenesis; glycolytic process
Cellular component (GO): cytosol
Molecular function (GO): triose-phosphate isomerase activity
Source: RefSeq, a predicted model, not a curated record